Messenger RNA from Poecile atricapillus (Black-capped chickadee), 1697 nucleotides. It is a transcript of the gene CENPU, whose product is annotated as centromere protein U. NCBI's taxonomy places the organism in Eukaryota, Metazoa, Chordata, Aves, Passeriformes, Paridae. The transcript has 12 exons. Gene Ontology annotation, cellular component: nucleus. The coding region runs from base 284 to 1384 and encodes 366 amino acids. The record is from RefSeq and is a predicted model, not a curated record.
UCCCGCCGGCGGCGCGCGCGCUUCCAAAGGCGGCGGGAAGCGGGAGGCUCCCUGAGGGGCCGGCCCGGAGGAGAUCGGAUCCUGCGGCAGCGGAGCCCCGGUACAGGCGUGAGCUGCAGCGUCGCGCUUUAUCUUCUUCAUAUGCACGGCUCACUGAUACGUGCUAUAUACAGCCAUCAUCCGUACAUACAUAACCUCUACGGCGGUCUGGGCUGAGGAAGUGGGCUUUACCGCUUUUGGAGUGAGCUGAGCAUAAUAGUAUGAACAUAUACUAAACAGCAAAAUGUCCUCAAAGAAGAAAACAAAGAAGAAUCAUACCAGCUACAAGCUAGAGAUGCAUAAAAUAGCUGUUAAUUUCAUACCUAUCCAGAGGCACAAAGCCAACUCCAAUCUUCGUUGGAAAUCACUUUCACUUGAGGAACCAGAUGUCUCAAGGAUAUUGAAGGUAGCAGAAACAAAUCAACUUGAGGACCUUAAUGAUUCCUUUGAUCACCCUUUGCACAGUACUGCUGUGGAUGCUUAUGGAGAGGAACAGUCACAAAACGAGGCACUCAGUCAAGUUUCGGCACCACAAAGGCAAAACGCAGACAGACGGUCUGGUGGAAAAAAAAUAAAAUUCAAAAAACCACAUAGCUCAAAGCCCUCCGAUGGUGAUGUUCAGAAAUUCAACACAGCUGAUUCUGAAGAGGAAGCCCUUAAGGAGACUGUGAAGACUCCAAAAACUACUCAGUUCCAGGCAGAAGAGAGGCAGUCUUCAGAGGAGAAUACAUCAGAUUCUUCUGUGGAUAGCCCACAUUCUGUACAGGUUUGGUGUCCCAAAGAGCUGAAGAGAACUCCUAAAGAUAUUACAGAACUGGAUGUUGUUCUGGCCAAAGUUGAGAAGAUAGCAGCAAAUUACAGACAAAGCAUAGAAUCAAACAUUGGCAGAAAGGCUAUCAAUGACUUCUCUUCUGCUUUCAAGGACCAAAUCACUGACCUUAUAGCAGGAGUCCAGGAAUUAAAGAAUAUAAAGAAAAAAAAUGCUAAGGCAAUAACAAACAUCAAAAAGAAAAGGCAGCAACUGGUGCAACUCAGAGAAGAGCUAAUUGGAGCUGAACCACAACUGACACAACUACAAAGAGAAUAUGCUGAGGUACAGGAAAGGAAAUCUUCCUUGAGGCAAACAAUUGAAUUAAUUACUGAUUUAAGAGAGAUACAGCAAGACUGUUUGGACUACAGAGAAGAAAACCCUAAAGAAAAAGUGGAAUAUGGAAUUUCCAGCCUCCCUGCUCUUCUGGUGGAGUCUCAGAGAAUUCUAGGAGCAGAAAGGCACUUUGAGAGUAUCAAUAUGAAACUGGAAGAAGCUCUGGCUGUAGAAAAAGAGCAGAGAUCAAAGAAAAAUUAAGUGUCUUUUUAAGACUUUCAGACAUUCAGAAAGAACAGUUAUUAGAAUUGUCAGUGCUUAAAGCUUGUUUAAUCAUUGUUACUCUAUUUUAUUUCAGUGUUUAAAAGCAGUCAACAACUUAGAGAUUGUAUCUUAUUGUCAAAUAGUCUCAGAAUAUCAAUGAAAGGAAAAGACAACCACAGUUAAUAAAACUUUGCUGUACUCUGAACACUGUUGGGUGUUAAUCUUGUGCUAUUAAAAUAAUCUUGAGCAGAAUAUAUUUGUAAAGAGACUCUGGUUGAACAAAGAUGAAUAAACAAAUCUUUUUAUUGAA